GACAUGUUUUGUUGUGUUUGCAUGCAUGUGUGCACUCUUCUAACAGUAUUUGUAGUAUGAAUGUGAUAUUCUGUCCUUGUUUGCACAUGCUUAAAAGCCUUUCAAUUAGUGUCCAGGCUGCAUAGUGUGGACAGGUCAUGUUUGAUUCGCACCUUGUUUUAAUUCUCAUUUUUACUUAACACCUAAUUUGUAAAUCUCAGUCUGAAAUUUACCUCAUUAUAAUGACUAUUUUUUACAUCUUGCAGGUAUAUGAGUGAAAUUAGCGCCUGUCAAGGAAUUUAAAUGUUAUGAAUGUAGAAAGUGCAUUUACACCUGCUGCAAUUAUCAUGAAUGUGUUCAACACAAAUUUCCAUUUCUGUUGUGCUAUGUGAUUCGACAUGAUUAAUUAACAGUUUUGUUUUAUUGAUACCGACAUACUGUAUUUUAAACAAACCUAAAAAGGAACCAGACAAACCACCGCAGACAAAUCCAUUAUUCAUUUCUAGGUGAAGUUAUGACAAAUGUGUGCUAUUCCCUCUGGUCUGAGCCGGCUGCCAUGUCUGUCACAUGCUACAUUAACUGAGACAAUCUGAAAAACCCACCUCUUAUUCCAGAAAUCUUUGAGGCCUGUAGCUCAUGAAGUCAACCUGUACUGUAGGUAAUACAUAAUGUGCAUCAAUGCAGUCCAAUUUGAUGCAGGACAUGACGCAGGCACCUUGCACGUUUUAUUCACAUUCACAGAUAGGUAUUUUACGUGACUGAAAACACAACAUUUUACGAGUCAUAAAAUGUACAAAUUUCCCUUUACACAACAUAUGAACAUACUCAGUCUUCCCCAGUCAGCAUGUGUCAUUCUGUCUGUCUACCAGUGGGUGGCAUUGGCUUCUAUUAUUUCUACUCAAUUAAUUUUCUUUGUUUCAUCACUACAAUAUAAAGAAAGUUUCACAUUGAUAUGUUUGGGUUUAUAAAAAAUACUGUUGUCUAAUUGUAAUUCUUCAUUUACAGGUGGAUUUAUGUCUUAUAUGCCAUCCCUCUCAUUUCAUCUUAACUGGUGAAGGCUAUGACAAACGACUGAAAGAACUUUUGGAUGCAGAGAUCCUGCCCAUGGCGAAAGAGUUCGACAAAAAGCUGAAUGAUGAAACCAUCUAUGAGAAAAGGUUGCAGACAGCCGCAGACAAUUUCAUCGCAGCUGCCUCCAAACUGCCUAGAGUUUCUGGAUGCUUCCCUCCAUGUGGUUUUCAGAGUGCAGGUGCAGUAUACAACUGUAUUACCUGCCAGUAUGAUUCCUGUGAAUUCCCGCUCGACUGUCCAGUUAAAGAAAUUAAAGCAAUGGAGAACAGCAGGAGCCAAAUGUGGUGUGAAGUGCCAUUUCACUUACCAGACGAUAUGGAGGUGAUCUGGAGGUUUGCAGAAGAGGUGGAAACCCAGCAGGUGGAUCAGUUUAAAGAAGUGACUGCGGGGGUGGACAAGCUCUAUUCCAUCCCUUCAACCAGCUUGCAUCAUCAGGGCACCUACCAGUGUGAGAUCUACUCAGGCCAACGCUCCAUUGUCAGGCUAUACUACUAUCUCACAGUGACCCCCCAGGUUGUGGCAGGCCACACAGAGCUGCAGGAGAUAUUCGACCUGUCUCUGCUCCCAGGAGGGCGGUUACUCCCUGCGUCUGGUGGGCCCCCCCACCUCCUCCUCCCCUCGCCACUGCUUCUCACUGCCUGUUUAACUGCUUUGCUUCUGCUGCUGUUCCUCUCCCUGGGAGCUUUUUAUUGGUCAUCAAAACCAGAGAAAACAAGUCAAGCUGAACAAGAAGAUGGAGAUGUAGAUUUUGGAUUUUUGAAAGCUGGGAAGAUACAUGUCGUGCAAUAAAGGCAUUUCAUCAA
Molecule: messenger RNA, 1853 nt
Organism: Perca fluviatilis (European perch)
Lineage: Eukaryota; Metazoa; Chordata; Actinopteri; Perciformes; Percidae
Gene: spaca6
Product: sperm acrosome membrane-associated protein 6
Exons: 9
Coding region: 1084-1839 (251 amino acids)
Biological process (GO): fusion of sperm to egg plasma membrane involved in single fertilization
Source: RefSeq, a predicted model, not a curated record